AUGUGGUUUCAAGGGCCGUCUUUUCUACUAAAAGACUCAACUGAGUGGCCAAAUACUGUCAAAGAAUUCAAAACUACUGAAGAAUUACACUUAGAAGAACAGGUUGUUUUGACUACAACACUAUCUUUGAAUGUUCUUGAAAAAUUAAAUGAUCGAAUAUCACGUUUCACUCGUAUGGUCCGCGCUCUUGCUUACUUUUAUAGAGCAUACAACAAUUUUCGGUUCAAAUCGAAAACUAAAUUACCACUUCAGGUGAAUGAAAUAAGAAAAGCUGAGAAUGAAUUCCUUAAAUACUACCAAGAAUCUGAUUUCGCUGAUGUCCUGUCAUCGGUUCGGAAAAAGGUCCCUGUGACGAGUAAAAAACUAAAACGGCUAUCCCCCUUUCUAGAUGGCAAUGGAAUUUUGCGAGUAGGUGGCAGGCUUAAUAAAGCUGAUUUACCAUAUGACAGUCAGCAUCAAAUUAUACUACAUAAAGAUAGCCCUAUUGCCUAUAAAAUUAUUCAUGAUUGCCAUUUGAGGAAUUUACAUGCUGUACUCGUCGCUACAGUGCGACAAAGAUUUUGGAUAGUGGGUGUACGUGAACUAGCUAAACGCAUCUGUUAUAAUUCUGCAGUCUGUCAACGCUACAGUGCCAAAGCCAACGACCAACUAAUAGGCGACCUUCCCAAGUUUCGUGUCAAUGCUGCCUUUCCUUUUUAUGAAGUCGGUUGUGACUAUUCAGGUCCCAUAAACAACAUAAUGGACGCAAAUCUCCUAUAG
This is a messenger RNA of Calliphora vicina (urban bluebottle blowfly), 759 nucleotides long. RefSeq lists its product as uncharacterized. Bases 1 to 759 code for a protein of 252 amino acids. The transcript has a single exon. The record is from RefSeq and is a predicted model, not a curated record. Lineage: Eukaryota; Metazoa; Arthropoda; Insecta; Diptera; Calliphoridae.